UCUGCGCUACCUGUCCUGAAGGCGGCUCGUCAUGGCUGAGACUCGGAUAAAGUUAUUUUUUUUAUAAAUAAAUACAGUAUAUUAAAUAUAUUUAUUUUUUCAGAGUCUUAACCAAACAUGCCCGGUUUGAGAGAAGCUGGGUUAGCUGCCGCUGCCCUGGCACUAACCGGAGGUGUCGCGUAUGCUAUCUGGAAUUUACGAAGCAACAAGAAAAACGAAGCAGAAACGCCGACUUUAGAGCAGAAUGUAAACGCGGAGAAACGGGAAAAGUUAGUCGAGGCUAAAGUACGGAGUGAGAGCGCGCACGAAGCUCCCGCCCCUGUCUCUCAGCAGGAACAAGCAAGAGGUUCUCAGGUGCUGGUGUUGGGUUUGGAUGGCGCAGGCAAGACGAGUCUUCUUCAGUGCUUUGCGACAGGCACCGCUGAGACGGAAGUGUCACCCACUAUGGGGUUUAAUGCCGUCUCUAUCAACAGAGAGGAGCUGCGCAUCGACUUUUUAGAGAUCGGAGGCGAGGAGAAGCUCCGAGAGUUCUGGCCCAAGUAUAUGAAAAAGGCUCGGCUGUUGGUGUUCGUGCUGGACGCGGCCGACUCCGCACGUUUUCCUCUGGCUAAAACCAGCCUGCACCAGCUUCUGGCGUUCGACCCGUGCCUGCCGCUUGUUCUGCUGGCUAACAAACAGGACCUCCCGGGUGCGUCUGGGGUGACCGAGCUGUACGAGUCAAUGGCAUUGGGUUCAGAUUGCGACGGUCGUAAGCUAUGUGUUUUGGGCACACAAGUUCUAAAAGGCUCGGCCGAUAUCAGCGUACAGGACGCUUAUGCACUCAUCCUCGAGAUGAUGAACAGUAACUGACUCUCAGAGUAUCAGCGCUGCAUCUGACUGGCUAAUAUCAGCCUCAACAAUGGUGCUUAAUGGUUACAUGUAUUUAACUAAGAUUAAGAUAUCAGGGCUUGUACUGCUAAACCAAAGGCAUUCCCUAAGCAAAAAGCACUAAGCAUGGUUGUUCAAGGUUACGGGUUACUGAUCGUUACAUCAGUAUUUAAAUAACACUUAAGGAACACUUAUUCAAGUGUUUUUAUUUUAGUUGGUUUUGCUUUCAUGCAGUGUAGCUUGGAUAACCACUGCACGUUUCUGAUCACCGUGUUUAAUACUGUAAAGACUGUUAUGGAUGUGUCUGUGGUUAACAUGGAUGCGGUUGUUAUAUUGUUAUAUGUUUUAUAGAUGUUUGGUACUUUGUGUUAAACUUUUAAAUCAAUAAAUUUGUUUUAAAACUAUGCAAGUAUCCAAUAAAAAU
Clarias gariepinus (North African catfish) is the source of this 1291-nucleotide messenger RNA. RefSeq names its product ADP-ribosylation factor-like 9 (gene arl9). The transcript is spliced from 4 exons. The record is from RefSeq and is a predicted model, not a curated record. Bases 118 to 849 code for a protein of 243 amino acids. Gene Ontology annotation, molecular function: GTP binding; GTPase activity. Lineage: Eukaryota; Metazoa; Chordata; Actinopteri; Siluriformes; Clariidae.